Molecule: messenger RNA, 930 nt
Organism: Orycteropus afer afer
Lineage: Eukaryota; Metazoa; Chordata; Mammalia; Tubulidentata; Orycteropodidae
Gene: SLC7A6OS
Product: solute carrier family 7 member 6 opposite strand
Exons: 5
Coding region: 1-930 (309 amino acids)
Biological process (GO): developmental process
Source: RefSeq, a predicted model, not a curated record
AUGGAGGCCGGUAGGACGGCGGUUCUCCGAGUGAAGCGGAAGCGCAGUGCGGAGCCCGCUGAGGCGCUUGUCCUCGCCUGUAAACGGCUCCGGGGCGGCACAGUCGAAUCAGCGCCUCAGAGGACUCCCUCCGAUGGUCUGCCGACAGCGGCGGAAAAUAAUGUCUUCCAGCUGGUGGCCACCGUGAGCUCUCAGGAGGAACCAGUCCAGCCGCUCUUGCGGGCUGCCCUGCGUCCGUCUCGAGACAGCCAGCAGCGCAUCCGCCGCGACCUCCGCGCCUCGGCUCGGGAGAACCGGCAAGAAGCCCGCUACCGGGUGGUCUUCACUCGCAGAUCCUCGGGGACGCCCCUGGGCUGCCCAGAGUCCGAGGAUACGCCGGAGAAACCAGAAACCGCCAGCGACGCUGGCUUCCAACUCUUCGACCUAGUCCGCGAGGAGGGAGACUCAGAGGCCAUCGCCGCGGGUUCUUGCCAAACAUCUGACCCAGAUGUGAUCCUCUGCAAUUCCACAGAGUUGAUCCGUGAGCGGUUGACCAUCUCUGAGGAAGGACCAGGAAUUGGGCACCAAGAGGAAGAAAAGGAUGGUGACUAUGUGUAUGACAUUUACUACCUGGAGAUGGCCACGCCAGGGUGGAUUGAGAACAUCCUCUCUGUUCAGCCCUACAGCCAGGAGUGGGAGCUGGUGAAUGAUGAUGAACAACCUGAGGAUGUUUAUGAUGAUGAAGAUGAUGAAAACAGUGAGAGUAAUUGGCGCAAUGAGUACCCAGAGGAGGACAGCAGUGAUGACGAGGAAGGUUACACAGGUUCUGAUGAAGAUGACAACCUCAGUGAAGAGGAACGAGGCAGUAGAAAACCACAUAUUUGGAGCAACAAAUACCCUUUGGAUGUGCAGAAGGAGUUUGACUAUGACAGCUCCCUGGAUUCAGACUGA